AUGGGUCUUGAUAGCUUCCAUUACAACGCCGACCACCGGGUCAUAGCUUGCCGGGUCUGCGAGACAUGUCUGAUCCCGAAGCUAACAAGCUGGAAGAGCCACCUGCGGGCCGAGCCGCACCAGAUGAAAGGCGAGACGCUGCGAUCGACCGUUGAGCAGCUAUUGAGCUAUGAGCUGCGCCCUGUGGAAGAGCUGCGACAGUGGAGGCCUGACCGGAAAAGGCCAUGCCAGCCGGUAAAGGGUCUUGCCGUCUACGGAGGAUGCAUCUGUGCCGUUGAUAAAUGUGACUACUGCACGCGGCGCAUCGAGACAAUGCACGACCACACGCGAGUCCAUGGCAAGAAGGCAUCGCAGCAUACCAUCAAUGCGCCUAUCCCAGCUGCAUGGCGGAUACAGCUCUGA
Messenger RNA from Fusarium poae, 402 nucleotides. RefSeq lists its product as uncharacterized. The coding region runs from base 1 to 402 and encodes 133 amino acids. Lineage: Eukaryota; Fungi; Ascomycota; Sordariomycetes; Hypocreales; Nectriaceae. The transcript has a single exon. The record is from RefSeq and is a predicted model, not a curated record.